UCCCUGCUUUCUCUCCUCUUCUCCUUCACCAAAUACCAAGCUCUUCGUCUCGGCUCUAGCUAGACGGCUCUAGCUCUUCAAAACAGCCACCUUUUUCUUCUCCUUCCAUAAAAAUCCCUCCUUUUUUGGCUCCGUCCGCCGGUGCCCGAUGAAGAAGCUAGGAAGCGCCAAAGGCCGGAAGGUGCACUCGUCCCUAACUCCCAAAGGCCACCUGGCUGCGCUCCCCGCGGCCGUGCUGGCCCUGGUGGCGACGCUGACUGCGGAGGAGCAAGAGGUCCUGGCCUACUUGCUUUCCGGCGGCGGGAGGUGGUGGGCGGAGCAACGGCGCCGGCGGGCUCACGCCCCGGAGCUAGGUUGCGGCUGCUUCGGGUGUUACACGAGCUUCUGGGCGCGGUGGGACGCGUCGCCCAACCGGCACGCCAUCCACAUCAUCAUCGACGCGGUGGAGGAGAACCUGGAGAGCGCGGAACGCGACCUCGCCGGGCGGCGGCGGAGGCAGAGAGCGCGGAAAGGCGGCGACUUGGCGGCCGUGGAGGGCUCGGUGGCCGGAGGGCGAUUGGGCAUCGACAUUGGAACUGACUUCCAUGAUAACGAUAAAGAAGAAGAGGAAGAGGAAGAAGAAGAAGAUAACGAAGUUGAUGAGAAGAACAGCCAUGAGAGCCAGAGCUCAGUCAGGAAGCUCAUGAGUUACAUUGGGGAAAGUGUCUGGGGAGUUUGGAACUGAAAACAAGAAGAAGAAAAAAGAAAUCAAAAAGCAAGAAAUUUUCCAAGGAAUUGAGAUCAAAAAGCUUGAUGAACGCUCAAUCUCACUCCACAUACAUUCUCCCAGCGCUUGUUCUAAGAUUUCUCUGUUUCUUUCAUGUAGAAAAAACAGUAAAUUUUCACAAGGGAUUCCUCUUUGCAUUGAUUGCAUUAAGCUUUCUUGUCAGAUUCUGAGUUCUAAGUAGAAGAACGUUUGCUUGGCCUUCAAUCUACAUUCAAUCUACACUCUUGUUUUAGA
Molecule: messenger RNA, 1000 nt
Organism: Zingiber officinale
Lineage: Eukaryota; Viridiplantae; Streptophyta; Magnoliopsida; Zingiberales; Zingiberaceae
Exons: 1
Coding region: 149-724 (191 amino acids)
Source: RefSeq, a predicted model, not a curated record